GAAGGCGCACCACUUUUAAAUCACCGCUCUGCUAUUCGCAUUUAUCCACAGAGACCCUUGGACUUGGACGUUUGCGUAAUUUCGGACAGGUGGAGGGAUUUUAAGCAACUGCAACUUUGGACUGAUCUGAUCAAAUUGGGAUGGAAUCAAACGGCAAAGUGGGAAAACAUGGGUUGGAGGGCGAUGCGGACCUCCAGUUCUUGCUGGUGGGGGGAGAGCUGAUGAAGGUGAGGUCCUCCUUCUGGAGGAAGAACCGAUUCUACAAGCUGCAGGAGGACUGUACAACCAUGUGGCACGAGUCACACAGGACCUUCAAGAGCAACCAGACCUUCUCCAUUGAUGAGAUAGACUCGGUGCGUAAAGGCCGUCAGUCGGAGGGUCUUCAGAAGUACACGGAGGCCCACGUGGAGGACCGCUGUUUCUCCAUCAUCUUUAAGGGCCGCAGGAGGACCCUGGACCUGGUGGCUACCUCGGUGGAAGAGGCUAGGCAGUGGGUCAAUGGUCUGGAGAAGCUCACCUCCAACCGGAGGAAACUCAACCGCCAGCAGACGAGCGAACACUGGAUCUUCAACUGUAUGAGGAAAGCAGACAAGAACAAGGACAACAAGAUGACUCUGAAGGAGCUGAAACACUUCCUCCGCCAGAUGAACAUCAAGGUGGAUGACACGUACGCUGAAGUGCUGUUCGCAAAAUGUGACAAGUCUAACUCGGGCUCCCUGGAAGGUCCUGAGAUCGAACACUUCUAUAACCUGCUGAUACACCGCGAGGAGAUCGAUGUGAUCUAUGGGAAGUACGCCACCACGGGGGAGCAGAUGAGUGUCAAAGACCUGCUCAACUUCCUGCUGAACGAGCAGCGUGAGGUGGCCACCAUGGAGGACGCUGUCGGACUCAUAGAGAGAUAUGAGCUGGACGACUCAGCUAAGCAGAAGAAUCACAUGACCAAAGAUGGCUUCCUGAUGUACCUGCAGCAGCAGGAGGGGUCUAUCUUCAACCCCGCCCACAAGGAGGUGUUCCAGGAUAUGAGCCAGCCAAUCAACCACUACUUCAUCAGCUCCUCCCACAACACCUACCUGAUGGAAGACCAGCUCAAAGGCCCCAGCAGCACAGAGGCCUAUAUCAAGGCCCUCAUGAAGAGUUGUCGUUGUGUGGAGUUAGACUGUUGGGACGGGGCCCAGGGUGAGCCAGUCAUCUACCAUGGCCACACCCUCACCUCCAAGGUCCUGUUUAAAGACGUCAUCAAGGCCAUCAAGGAGUAUGCCUUCAAGACAUCAGAAUACCCAGUGAUCCUGUCCCUGGAGAACCACUGCACCCUGGAGCAGCAGAAGCUGAUGGCCCAGCACAUGAGGUCCAUCCUGGGCAGCGCCCUGCUCACCUCCCCCCUGGAGCACCAGAUGCCCACUGCCUUCCCCUCACCGCAGGAGCUGAAGGGUCGGUUCAUCAUCAAGGGUAAACGUCUGAACAAGCUGGAUGCCGUCUUCAGCAGCAUCAGUCCUGGAGUAGAGAACGACAGCGUCUCAGAGGAGGACGAGGCUGCAGAGAUCAAGGACUCCAAGAUAGACUCCAGUGGACAGAAGGCCAAACCCAAGAAGUCAAAGAUGAAGUUAUCCAAGCAGCUGUCUAACUUGGUGAUCUACUGUAAGAGUGUCCACUUCUCAGGAUUCGAUCACGCCAAACACAACCAGGCCUUCUACGAGAUGUCCUCCUUCAAAGAGAGCAAGGCUGUUCACCUGGCUGAGACAGCAGCGAAAGCCUUUAUCCACCACAACAUGACCAAGCUGAGCCGUAUUUACCCAGCCGGCUCCAGAACAGACUCCUCCAACUACAACCCUGUUCCCCUGUGGAACGCAGGCUGUCAGACAGUGGCGCUGAACUUCCAGACUCCCUCUAAGGAGAUGGACCUGAACCAGGGCCGGUUCCGGUCCAACGGGCUGAGUGGAUACGUCCUAAAGCCUGACUUCCAGAGAUACGCCGGGUCAGAGUUCAACCCUGCGACCCUCACCAAGGGACCCUGGAUCAAACACAAGGCCUUCCACGUCAUGGUGAUCUCAGCCCAGCAGCUUCCCAAGUUAAACAAGGACAAGCCUAAAUCCAUCGUGGACCCGCUGGUUAAAGUGGAGAUCUAUGGUGUUGCAGCUGACACCUCCAGCCAGGAGACACACUCCAUCGAGAACAACGGUUUUAACCCCAUGUGGAAUGAGACGUUCCAGUUUGACAUCCAGGUACCAGAGCUGGCCCUGGUCCGCUUCCUGGUCGAAGACUAUGACUCCACCUCACAGAACGACCUGAUUGGACAGUACUGCCUGCCACUCACCAGUCUACAGAACGGUUACCGCCACGUCCCUCUGCUCACCAAGCGUGGUGAUGUCAUCCCCUCCGCUGGCCUGUUUGUUCACCUCAUGCUGCUGGACGCCAAAUAGACCCGCCCACUUCACACGGACCCCUCCCACAUCACACAGACUCCUCCCACAUACUACUGACUCCUCCCACACCACAAGGACUACUCCCACAUCACACUAACUCCUCCCACACCAGAUGGACUACUCCCACAUCACACUAACUCCUCCCACACCAGAUGGACUACUCCAACAUCACACUAACUCCUCCCACACCAGAUGGACUACUCCCACAUCACACUAACUCCUCCCACACCAGAUGGACUACACCAACAUCACACUAACUCCUCCCACACCAGAUGGACCCCUGAACACUUGUGUUUUAGCUUCUAAGUGUAGGGUGAGUCUGACAGGCUAAGUUGCUUUUUUAAAGUAUUGUAUGUUUAUGAUGCAAGUAAGUUACAGGUCCUAUUGAGGGUAGUUAGUAUGUUGCUGGUCCUAUAGAGAGUAGUUAGUAUGUUGCGGGUCCUAUUGAGAGUAGUUAGUAUGUUGCUGGUCCUAUAGAGGGUAGUUAGUAUGUUGCUGGUCCUAUAGAGGGUAGUUAGUAUGUUGCUGGUCCUAUAGAGGGUAGUUAGUAUGUUGCUGGUCCUAUAGAGAGUAGUUAGUAUGUUGCUGGUCCUAUAGAGGGUAGUUAGUAUGUUGCUGGUCCUAUAGAGGGUAGUUAGUAUGUUGCUGGUCCUAUAGAGAGUAGUUAGUAUGUUGCUGGUCCUAUAGAGGGUAGUUAGUAUGUUGCUGGUCCUAUAGAGAGUAGUUAGUAUGUUGCUGGUCCUAUAGAGGGUAGUUAGUAUGUUGCUGGUCCUAUAGAGGGUAGUUAGUAUGUUGCUGGUCCUAUAGAGAGUAGUUAGUAUGUUGCUGGUCCUAUAGAGGGUAGUUAGUAUGUUGCUGGUCCUAUAGAGAGUAGUUAGUAUGUUGCUGGUCCUAUAGAGGGUAGUUAGUAUGUUGCUGGUCCUAUAGAGGGUAGUUAGUAUGUUGCUGGUCCUAUAGAGGGUAGUUAGUAUGUUGCUGGUCCUAUAGAGAGUAGUUAGUAUGUUGCGGGUCCUAUAGAGAGUAGUUAGUAUGUUGCUGGUCCUAUAGAGAGUAGUUAGUAUGUUGCUGGUCCUAUAGAGAGUAGUUAGUAUGUUGCUGGUCCUAUAGAGAGUAGUUAGUAUGUUGCUGGUCCUAUAGAGAGUAGUUAGUAUGUUGCUGGUCCUAUAGAGAGUAGUUAGUAUGUUGCUGGUCCUAUAGAGAGUAGUUAGUAUGUUGCUGGUAUUAUAGAGAGUAGUUAGUAUGUUGCUGGUAUUAUAGAGAGUAGUUAGUAUGUUGCUGGUCCUAUAGAGAGUAGUUAGUAUGUUGCUGGUAUUAUAGAGAGUAGUUAUCAUAAUUCCUCCAGUCAUUUGUCUAAGUCCUUUAUUAUAGAAACACUAAUGCAACAAGAAAAGGUGCAGAGAGAGUUGAGGGUUGAGGUGAUUUCUACGUGGUUAGGGGUAUCAGGUAGGCAGAGGCAGGGCCGGAGCUCUGGGCAGAGCUAUAGAACGAUUACUGAAGGCUACUAGUGCUUGUUAAUCAGAGGCUAAAGGGAAUCUGGCAGACAAAACUAAGCAUUGUAAUGUAACUGGCCAUUUUUGUAAGAUGUUGAUAUUUCAUAUUUGUUUAAGAAUCUCUUUAUCUUUACACUAAUUUUAAAGAAAAGCAUACUUGAUGCUUUCAAAAAAUAUAUGACUAAAACGUUCUUGAAAUGUAACUGUGGUUUAUUUUAUUGGACAGAAUGUUUAGCUUCCUAACUGACAGCCUGACAUGACAUCACUGUUGCUGCUAGUGUUACAUGUUAUUAUGACCCUCUUUUGUCUCUUGUUGAACAAAGAAAACAUGAUGGUUCAAUCAGCAUUGUGUGUCUUUAUAAACUGUGCCUUUGUUGCAAAAUGACAAUGUUUAAAAAAUAUAUAAUGUUUUAUUACUAUUCUGUAAUCAAUCAAUCUGUAAAAUAAACAGCAUUGGACAAAUGACAAAUACUUUGUCAGCACACGUCCAUAUCACAUGAUAAACAUUAAAAGCUAUUUUCCUGA
Messenger RNA from Coregonus clupeaformis (lake whitefish), 4435 nucleotides. RefSeq names its product 1-phosphatidylinositol 4,5-bisphosphate phosphodiesterase delta-1. Gene Ontology annotation, molecular function: calcium ion binding; phosphatidylinositol-4,5-bisphosphate phospholipase C activity. The transcript is spliced from 16 exons. Gene Ontology annotation, biological process: lipid metabolic process; phosphatidylinositol-mediated signaling. Lineage: Eukaryota; Metazoa; Chordata; Actinopteri; Salmoniformes; Salmonidae. The coding region runs from base 141 to 2417 and encodes 758 amino acids. The record is from RefSeq and is a predicted model, not a curated record.